UCACUCCCCAAAUUAAACCCUUCUUUCACAAGCCACCAAUAAUUCAUCAACUUUUCACUUUCAUGAUGACGUACCAACAGCUCAAUUCCUUCAACACUAGUAUGGAUUUGGACUUAGAUUUCGGGUUCGAGUUCGAGGAUUACUUCCCCUCCAUGGUCCAAAGCAUGGGCACGGAUGGGUUCAUAGGUGAGCUUCAGAACGGGUUUCGGUUGCUGAUGGACGUGAACAAGGGUCUGAUCACGUUCGAGAGCUUGAAGAUGAACACUAUGUUGUUGGGUUUGGAGGUGAGGGACGACGAGCUUGUGUGCAUGUUAAUGGAAGGUGAUUUGGAUGGAGAUGGCGCUCUCAGCCAGAUGGAGUUUUGCAUUCUCAUGUUCAGGUUGAGCCCAGCUCUCAUGGACGCUGGAUAUGCAUAUUAAUCAGUGUCCCACCAUGUAAUUUCAUUUUAAUUGACAGUACCUCCAGUCCUUAAUAUAGCAUCUAGUUUGUAGUUCAAUUAGUUUAAUUUGAACUACAAACUAUGUCAUUUAUAAUAAGAAAUGGAGGUAGAAGUACUUUUUUGCAAUGAAUUUAACUUUAACCGUGAAUAAAUUAAUUAAAGCCUCAA
Molecule: messenger RNA, 607 nt
Organism: Neltuma alba
Lineage: Eukaryota; Viridiplantae; Streptophyta; Magnoliopsida; Fabales; Fabaceae
Product: calcium-binding protein KRP1
Exons: 1
Coding region: 63-419 (118 amino acids)
Molecular function (GO): calcium ion binding
Source: RefSeq, a predicted model, not a curated record